Molecule: messenger RNA, 750 nt
Organism: Knipowitschia caucasica
Lineage: Eukaryota; Metazoa; Chordata; Actinopteri; Gobiiformes; Gobiidae
Source: the annotation of a GenBank genome assembly
AUGAAGAACAACUGCUCAAAGUUCCGCUGUGUCUCCUGUGAACCAUGUCCUGAUGGUACCAACCAGGAUGAGCCCUGGUUGGUACCACUGGGAAAAGAGAGAACAUGUGUGCGCUGCCGCACGUGUGCUACAGGGCCUGGUCUGAAGGUGAAGGCCCCGUGCUCCAGAACCUCUAACACUGUGUGUGAAGCAGACGAGGGACACUUCUGUCUGAGGCUCCUGGAGGACCUCAGCUGUGGGGCCUCACAGAGACACAGGCGCUGUCUGCCAGGAGAGUACAUAAGGAAACCAGGUACGGAGGGCCCUCGCCCAACAGAAUUUGUGGCCGAUUUUCUGCACAAUCUACUUCACCUCGAUGUCAAACCUAUUCUCGACCGGGCGCAUCGGACUCUGCGGCCCAGACCCGGAGACGGAGCCCCGCCGCGGCCCUUCGUGGUUCGUGUCAACCAGUUCCAGACAAGGAAUGAAAUUCUCCGCAAAGCCCGUGAGUCACCUGCCCUGACCUUUCAGGGGAAACGAGUGUUUAUUUUCCCUGAUUUUACGGCCAUUGUGGCAAAGAAGCGCGCUGCAUUCAGCGGCGUGAAGAAAGAACUUCAUUCCUGUCCAGGGAUAAAGUUUGGACUUUUCUUCCCAGCAUCACUGAGAAUAACACUCCCCAAUGGACAGCUUCGCACGUUUGACAGUCCUGACUUGGCUAUGGACUUUGUGAAGAAAAAUCUCAAGACCAUGGUGGACCCACAGUCUGUUUAA